Messenger RNA from Glycine soja, 1892 nucleotides. RefSeq names its product protein ABSCISIC ACID-INSENSITIVE 5-like. Lineage: Eukaryota; Viridiplantae; Streptophyta; Magnoliopsida; Fabales; Fabaceae. Gene Ontology annotation, biological process: positive regulation of DNA-templated transcription. Gene Ontology annotation, molecular function: DNA-binding transcription factor activity. The transcript is spliced from 5 exons. The record is from RefSeq and is a predicted model, not a curated record. Bases 268 to 1431 code for a protein of 387 amino acids. Gene Ontology annotation, cellular component: nucleus.
UAACCUUAGCCGGAAUGAAUCAUAUAGACGAAGAUGGUCCUUAGUUGCAGGGCAGUGUGCCUUAUAUGUACUGUACCUCUUUAUUAAUUUGCGUUUGCAUGUUCUAAACAAAUUUGAACUCGCGCGGUGGCUGCUCAAAUUCAACAGACACAUCCAUCUCAUCCUCACCUCAGUAUCAUAAGAAUAAUAAGCACUUGUCACUGUUACAAAAGGAACUUCAUUUACCAGCUUCGCUUUCGAAUUUCAAUUUCCAGGAAGAAGAAAAAGAUGGUGAUUGAGGAGGGCGAGAUGAAGUCCCAAGGUGAGGUGGAAUCAUGGCUCCAGCAAGAAGCGAAGAAGAACCACCAUUCUCCAUUAUUCUCAUCUUCUUCAUAUCUGGGAAGACAAACAUCAUCGAUAUACUCUCUCACACUGGACGAGUUCCAGCACAGUCUAUGCGAGAGCGGCAAGAACUUCGGCUCCAUGAACAUGGACGAGUUCCUCAGCAGCAUCUGGAACGCUGAAGAGAACAGCCAAGCCAUCACCAACAACAACGUCCCUCUGUCGUCGACCCUAACAAUAUUAAGGAAACAGCCAAGCCUCCCUCGCCAACCCUCACUGUCCCUCCCUGCUCCUCUUUGUAGGAAAACCGUUGACGAGGUUUGGUCCCAGAUUCAAAAAGAACAAAACAAGAACAACAACAUUAGCAAUGUUCUUAAUGAUAAUACCGAGUCUGCCCCUCGCCAACCCACUUUUGGUGAGAUGACUUUGGAGGAUUUUUUGGUUAAGGCCGGUGUAGUUCGGGAAACAACGUGUGCACCGCCACUACCGGUGUCUCACUCUCAUCAGCCGCAUUACGCGAAUAAUAACAACAACGUUGCAAUGGCUCCUUCUUUUGUUGGUAGGCAUGUUGGUGCAGUGAGUAACGUGGUUGCACCGGGUUAUCAACAAGUUGUUGGGGAGGCUUCUGGUGGGUAUGGUAAGAGGGAUCAUAAUGGUGGUGGGUAUCAUUGUUUUGGAGGUGGUGGUGGUGGGUAUGGGGUGGGGCCCACAAUGGGAAUGGGUGGGCCUGUGAGUCCGGCUAAUUCGUCUGAUGGGAUAGGGAAUGAUGGAGGGCAGUUUGGGCUUGACAUGGGGGGUUUGAGAGGGAGAAAGAGGGUGGUGGAUGGUCCUGUGGAAAAGGUGGUGGAGAGAAGGCAGAGGAGGAUGAUCAAGAAUAGAGAGUCAGCUGCCAGAUCUAGAGCCAGAAAACAGGCAUACACAGUGGAAUUAGAAGCAGAACUAAACCAGUUAAGAGAAGAGAACUCCCAACUGAAACAGGCGCUGGCCGAGCUCGAGAGGGGAAGAAAACAACAGUGUUUUGAGGAAGUGAACGUUAGUGUUAAAACCAAAGCUCAGAAAGCAAAAGAGAAACUGAGAGCUUUGAGAAGGAACAUGAGUUGUCCUUUGUGAAGAAACUGCACGGUAAUGGUAGCAGUGAAAUACUUGGAUUUUAGUACGCACAACAAGAGUUUGUUGUGAUGCAUCUACUACUUGUGUGGCUAAACGAAGAAAUAGUCAUGACACAAAUCAAGAGGGGAGAAGAAAACUAAAGAACUACUCAAGUCAAAGCCGGUUGAAGAAACAGAGAAACAAAAGGUCGGAGUUAUGAAAUUUAAUUAUAAAGCCAAGCUGCAAGAGUCCUCAAGUUCAAGAUCAACGAAGGAUUAGAUCAUCCAAUUUGGAAACUUCUUUAUCAUAUGAUAACUAGUUACUCAAAUGUACAACAUAGUUAUUGUAUUGUUGAUGACAUUUCAUCUUGUUUACGCUUACCAGUUACCACACCCUUGUUUAGUUACUGAUUUGAUCGUUGGUCGGCACUAUUGCCAGAUAUAAGUAAUUAAUUACCAGAAUCAAUCUAAUUAUUUAUGAAA